AUGGAGCGGCUGCGGGCGGCGCUCUCCGGCUUGGCCUGGAGCUCGGGGCCCCCGCUGCCCCUGGACCUCAUCGUGGCCCAGCGGCGCCUCCCGGCCCUCGUCCGCCCGGCCCCCGGCGAAUACGUGGAAGGCUUUGGCGACCAGGACGUGCUCCUCAUCCACUCUUGCCGCCAGUGGACCACAGUGACUGCUCACAGCCUGGAAGAAGGACACUACGUCAUUGGGCCAAAGAUUGACAUCCCUCUCCAAUAUCCAGGGAAGUUUAAGCUGCUGGACCAAGACCGGGACCUCCGGGAGCCCGUCCAGUACUUCAACAGCGUGGAGGAGGUGGCCAGCAUCUUCCCAGACCGGGUCUUCGUCAUGGAGGCCAUCACCUUCAGCGUCAAGGUCGUCUCAGGCGAGUUCAGCGAGGACAGUGAGGUUUACAACUUCACCCUCCAUGCAGGGGACGAGCUGACCCUCAUGGGCCAAGCGGAGAUCCUGUGCGCCAAGACCCCUAAGGAGAAGUCCCGCUUCAACACUUUGCUUCGGAAGCUGGGCAAGGCGGGCGUCCCUGGCACCGGCACUGGCACAGGCAGCAGUGGCAUGACUGGCAUCAGCGGGAGCAUCUGCGGCAGCAAAGCCCUGAAGGGCAAGAUGCCAUGCCUGAUCUGCAUGAACCACCGGACAAACGAGAGCCUCAGCUUACCCUUCCAGUGCAAGGGCCGCUUCAGCACCCGCUCCCCGCUGGAGCUGCAGAUGCAAGAGGGUGAGCACACAGUCCGCAGCAUCAUCGAGAAGGUGCGCCUCCCGGUCAACGUGACUGUGCCCAGCCGGCCACCCCGCAACCCCUACGACCUGCACACCAUCCGAGAAGGCCACUGCUACAAGCUGGUUAGCAUCAUCUCCAAGACAGUGGUGCUCGGCUGCGCCUUGCGCAAAGGCGAAGUGGUGCCCUUCCACUUGCUCCUCCUCACCGACAUGCCCCGCUUCCUCCUCCCCGAGGGCAUGCUGCGCCCAGGGGGCAUUGGGGCCGGGGACCCCCACCUGGAGAAGCUGUUGCGGGAGAGUGCUACCCUCUGCCAGGAGCGCUUUGACCCCAAUGAGUACUCCAAGGCUGUGCGGGAGGCCAAGCCGGACUUCUCUGAGGAGUGCGCCAGCCCGCGGCGGGUGCAGCUGUGCCUCCAGGGCUGCUACGCCCGUGACGAGUUGGCACACUCCUUCCAGUGCCUCUCCCUCUGCCUCUACAGUGCCAGCACCACCACUGCCGCAUCUUCCUCCUCCUCCUCCACCGAGAGCACCAGCCAGGACUCAGGAGCCGGAAGGGGCCACCAGCGGCUGGUCCUUCCCUCCCGAAACCAGGAGCAUGCUACCUUUUUCUCUGAGGACCCUGAGCGGGAGUAUGUGACGCCCGACUGGGCUGAGCCCACGUUCCGGACGCCACCGGAGCUGCCUUACGAGGAGCUGUGGGCCAACCAGAACUAUGCAGAGCCCAGUGGGCAGCCGCUGUGGCCAGAGAGUGUCCACCCCAAGGUGGGCCCGAGGGACCUCAUUUCCUUCGCCGGCCUGGGCUCUCCCAUGGGGUCCCUGCGCCGUCCUGGGCUGCUUAGGGAGGACCCUCCAGGAGACGCACCACCCCCCGUCCCUCCCAAGUCGGAUGCGGUGAGAGAGGAAUGCCGCCUCCUUGUCGCCCCACCAGUGCCUCCGCGGGGCCCCCAUGGCCCCCCAACCUCCAGCCCUCCAGUGCCAAUGCGCUUCCCCAAGCUCCAGGUGGCUGCCUCGCCCAGCUCCAGCCUUUCGUACUACUCAUCCGGACUCCACGAUGGGUCAGCCCCACGGAGCGGCAGCUGCUCCCCGUCUCCGGACUCCUACUCGCUCUACUGCUACCCCUGCACUUGGGGCGACUGCAAAGCUGGGGAGAUCUCCGGCCGCCAGCUGGUCUCCAGCCCCCCGGCGCGGCCUCAAUCCCCUCCUGCAGCAUCCCCACACGUGACGCCGACAACGACAGCGACUCAAGGGUCUUCGUGGUCAGAUCCGUGGUCCUACAGUGACCUGGGCCCAAGUGUGGCAACGGGGAGGUCCACCCCACUUUUGGGUGGCAGCGAAGCUGUCAAGAGUUACCACAGCUGCCCUCGUCUCAAGGGGCCCCCUGCCCAGAAGCGCUUCGCCCCCUUCGGGGCCCUGAACCCCUUCUCCAACCCAGCCUACUCAUCCAGUCCUGCGUCUUCGGGUUCCUCAGACUGGCUGGAGUCCUUGGAGUGGCCCCAGAGGCCACCAGGCGCCUCUUCCUCCCCGGAGCCCUUUGAGCCCUUUGAGGGGACCCAAGCGACCGAGGGGGACCUGCAUUUCCAGCCCUCCCCUCCGCCUCGUGCCGCCCAAGCCUUUGAGCCACCUGAGGCUGUGGCUGUCCGGACGUCAGGGGCCACACUGUCUCCAGCGGCCAUCGUCCACGGAGCCGAGGGGGCUGUGGCCCGGCUGUACUUGGCCCAGGGGGUGAUCGAGGUGCCCCCGGCCGCCCGGCACAACGGGGAUGGCUCCUCUUGGCAGCCCCCUGGGGACCUUUCGUCCCUGUCUCUGGAGGAGGUCUCCCGGUGCCUGCGCUUCAUCGGUCUCUCCGAAGAUGUGGUCAGCUUCUUCGCCCGGGAGCGCAUCGACGGCAGCAUCUUCGUCCAGCUGACUGACGAGAUCCUCUUGGAGGACUUCCGCCUCACCAAGCUCCAGGUCAAGAAGAUCAUGCAGUUCAUCAAGGGCUGGCGGCCCAAGAUAUAGGGCUACGGACCACUCAACAGGGAGGCCAAGAGGAAAGAGAAAGAGAGACACCAGUCCCAGAACUUGCUCCUUGGCAUAAGGAUGCUGCUUGGAGGGCAGAACAAGGGAGAGAGAUGUCAUGGGAGGACCAGGAGGAGGCCUUGGUCAGUGGGUCUCUCCUUGGGAUGGGGGCUGGAGUCCCAUCUAUCCUAAGAGGAGUUUGCAAAGAAGUUGCAAUGGGGCUGCUCUCCUCUUUGGCAUUAGGCCAGGGGAGCAAGUGGGGAAGUUGGCACAGGGUCUCCCCCAUUGCACAAGGAGUGGGCAUUUGGUGGGGAGCUGGCCUCUUUUGCCCAGGCUGUGGGGCAGGGCAGGGUGGGUUUCUUGGGGGGCUCUGUGUGUAUAUAUGUGGGUGUUUGUAAGGAGGAGGCAACAGGACCAUUUGGGGCAAGGGGUGAGGGUUUGGCAGAUGAGACCCCCCAGACCCACCUUUCCGGUCGAGUCCCAGAGGAAAACCUGGAGGCUGAACAAAAAAUGUCACUACCGAAGGAAAGGCAAAAUGAGACAUUGCUCUCCAAAAACAAUUCUGGCACCCCAAAGGUUGCCCCUCGUCCCCCAACUUUCUAACCUUGCAGAGAGGCAGAUGCUGGAAACCAAUCCCACCUGGAACUCAAACACAGGUUAUGCCCCUUUCCCUUGGUUGCUUUACCUGCCCUGGUUUUCUCGGAUGCCUAACUGCGUCUCUAAAGGCCCAGCUGAAGUUUAAUGCAAUUUAAUUCUGUAAGGGUAGAAACUUGGGGACUGAAGGACAAUUUAGUGGGGAGGGGGCAGAGUUAUUGACAGCCAGGGUGGCCUCAUGGCUUUGUGUUGGACUAGGGCACUGGGAGACCAGGGUUCAAAUCCUUGCAGAGCCAUGGAACCCCCCCCCCCCCCGGGUCGCCUUGGGCAAGUCACACACUCUCAGCCUCAGUAAUGAGGGCAAACUCCACUCUCAACAAAUCUUGGUCAGAAAACCCCAUGACAGGUCUGCCUUAGGGUUGCCAUAAGUUGGAAACGACUUGAAGGUGCACAAGGAUAACAAAACUAAUUUUGAUUUGGGAUGGAUUUCCUCAGUUUGCUGUCAUAUUUCUGAUUGACAAACCAGAUCCCCAUCUCUGCUGGCUAAAGAGGGUGGGAUCUGGGAAUGUCUGUUGAUUGAACGGCACAGUUUGCCGAUUGCCUCUGCUGGAAUUCCUCCAGCCAGGAUGGGGAUUCUGGGGAUUGUAGUUAAAGAAGAAGUAGUAAUGCCCCUCCAAGAUCUGGGAGGUUAGGGUUGGAGGGAUAAAUAUUGCACAGUCUGGGCAAAAUGGGGGGCUGCUUCUCUCACCCCCAAAAUCCUGCCCCAUAACCUUAAAUGUGUGCUGGGGUGUGUAUGAUGUACACUUACUGCUUUGGUAGAAGUGUGCAAGGCUGGUGCUCCCUCGCACAUGCCCUCUGCAGAAGGCAAUGUGCUAAAAAGAUUGAAGACAUUAGCCCUUUUAAGGCAGUCCUGAGAUGCUUGCUUUUGUAGGCAGAGACCCUUUUCUGGGCGGUACCUAAAUUGCAAGGGGGGGGGGGUCCCAAGAGGGCACCCACAAAUGUAGUCAAUGGAAAAUUCCUUUAGCACAAUAGGAAGCAGCAAGAAGGCUUUGGAAACCGGGAUCUUGACCUUCGUAUAACAGUCCCAAACCCAGAGGACUCCAGAGACGGUGUUCCAAGUUAAUAUAGUUUAUUUAAAAUGAGCACACACACACACACGCACACUCUUUCAAGCACAUGCACACAUGCAAGAAUUAAUGAUGCAAAGGCAGGAGAUAAUAGUGAGUUACAGGGUGGUUAAGAAGCAAUACUGUACCUAUCUGAAGUACAGCACCAAUUGCAGGGUUCCUGGGAUGAAGAUGGCUCAGUAGCCGCCUGCAAACUGUGGGGUGGACAGCUGCUGAGCGUCCAGCUCACCUCAGAGGUCCUGUCCAGCUCCAAACUAGACCCAUUUGCUAUUGGCUGGGCAUAUGUAUUUAUAGCAAUAAUCGUGUCCCAAGGGGAAGUGUUUCACAAGUUGAAAGGCUUAAGCAAAUUUUCCAGGGGCGAGGAAUGGGGUGUGAUAUGCAAGAACAUCCAGGCAAUCGGUGUGAAUGUCCAUAAACAAAAAGAUUUUCACUCCCAGAAGGAAACUCCUCUUGCUUGCUGUGUGCAAACAAUUCCCAAUUCCAGCUCACCAUCACCACCUGCCUUAGCAAAAGGAUGACGCGAUUCGGAUCUUGAGCGAUCCCAUCAAGGCUAAGUGCCUUGGGCUUCCCCCAUGCUGACCCAUCCAGAUAGGAUGGUUUUCUGCACUGGGGAGCCCUCUAGUAGCUACCACCAGCAUCCUCCCUGAUAUCACAAGUCACAGAGGGGGACUGAGGGUUGAUCCUGGGUUACAUGGGUGUUGGGUUGGAUUCACCUUCCCUUAUUCCCCCAAGCCAUACACAUGAGCUUGAUAGAUGGAGUCUGCAGUGGGCCUCUCUAAUUCUAUAGCAUUUCCAGACUUGCCUUUCCAAGCCCCUCUGACCUCCCAAUGAGGGCUAGAGCCUCAAAUGAGCGAAAGGCAAAGUCACAACUACUGCACGGAGCCUAUCUCUGUGCAGUGUGGUGGUAGCAGUGUGCAUCCUGCUGUUCUCCAAUGUACCAUGCCACGUUUGGUAGGGAAGGAGGGAGUUGUAGUCAGAAUCAGGUGAAAGGAGGCUGCAUUCCCCAUCAUCCUUGUUUGCCCACCAAGAGAUCUUGUGGUCCUGGCCUGCAACUCAUGUUCUCUCCCCUUGGCUAGCCAGAGGCCAGGCUGGAUUUGGGGGUCCGGCAGUUAUUCUCCUUAGCACAACAUUGCUUACACAAUGGGUUGUAAGCUUUUAGUGACCAUCUUGUAACUCUCUCAGCAUUUUACUAACUUGUCUGCUGGGCCAGUGACAGUGACCAACUGAUAGUGACCAUCAUCUCCCCAUUAUCCCCUUGUCAAGCUGCCUCUGGAUUCCUAGGAGGACCACAAGUUUACUUUCUUAAUGCCUUUCUUUUUAGCACAGGAUGGCAGGUGUGUGUCUGACUCAGGCAUAGAGGACUGCAAAAUGUUUGCCUUCAUUUCCACUUUUAAUCACUGCCAUAGUCAAAUA
Sceloporus undulatus (fence lizard) is the source of this 5882-nucleotide messenger RNA. RefSeq names its product GRB2 associated regulator of MAPK1 subtype 2 (gene GAREM2). Gene Ontology annotation, molecular function: protein binding. Bases 1 to 2748 code for a protein of 915 amino acids. Lineage: Eukaryota; Metazoa; Chordata; Lepidosauria; Squamata; Phrynosomatidae. The record is from RefSeq and is a predicted model, not a curated record. The transcript has 6 exons.